Molecule: messenger RNA, 831 nt
Organism: Ectocarpus siliculosus
Lineage: Eukaryota; Phaeophyceae; Ectocarpales; Ectocarpaceae
Source: the annotation of a GenBank genome assembly
AUGCACGGCGACCCUCCGCCCCCGACCCUUGUCGGCCUGAUUUAUCCAGUCCCGACCGUUCCCGGGCCUGCUCCCCACUACAUCGAAACCCCGGCCCCGAUAGGAGGUGCUCCGACUACUCCCGGCACUGCGCCCGUAGAGGCACCUGUCUACUCGGCCCCUACUGGUGGCGAGGGCUCGUCCACCCCUGGAACCGCCCCUACUUACCCUGGAACGGCCCCGACCACGCCAGGCUCCGCGCCGGUGCAAGCCCCCGUCUACACGGCACCCUCACCUGUCUCUGGACCGGACAGCGCCCCGACUAGCGACAUAGAGAGGUGCAGCAACGGUGUUUACGGCAUCGAGUCGUCCAACGGCAAAGCGUGCUGCGCGUUGACUUGCGGGUCUUGCGGUGGUGUUGGCUGCAGCGGGCGCCCGGGAGGGUCCUACGACUGCUGCGAGAGCGAAAUCGUGGAAGAGGGAGAGGCUUGCGCUGCAACUGGAGCGUCUCCUUGCUACAUUGACGGAGAUGAGGUGCUGAACCCGGUUGUUCCCUCCAUGUCCCCCGUGGUGCCCGAAGAGACGGACAUGCCCAGCGGCUCCGGCGGCGGCUCGUAUGACUUCGUUUCGUGGGACGGAGACAGCAUGGACGACCAGUUCAUUUUGUGCACCAAUGGCGUCCCCGGAAUGGAGUCUGCCGGGGGCGAGGUUUGCUGUCUGGCCGACUGCGGUCAAUGCGGGGGUGUGGGCUGCGGCGAGUUCGGCGGCGAAGAUUGCUGCGUCACCGAGAUCAUGGACUAUGGGCAGCCGUGCUCAGAGACCGGAACGGCUCCUUGCUACCUCGACGGCUAA